This is a messenger RNA of Mytilus trossulus (common blue mussel), 17412 nucleotides long. Its product is annotated as mucin-3B-like. Lineage: Eukaryota; Metazoa; Mollusca; Bivalvia; Mytilida; Mytilidae. Bases 1 to 17010 code for a protein of 5669 amino acids. The transcript has 5 exons. The record is from RefSeq and is a predicted model, not a curated record.
AUGUCGAUGACGUGUAGUGCAUCUACAACAACAGAAGCUAUCACUACAACUAUUGAACCUACAACAACAGAAGCUCUGACUACAACUGUUGAACCUACUACAACGAUAGCUGUCACUACAGCUGUUGAAUCUACAACAACAGAAGCUGUCACCACAUCUGUAGAAUCUACAACAACGGAAGCUGCCACAACUGUAGAACCUACUACAACAGAAGCUAUCACUACAACUGUAGAACCUACCACAACAGAAGCUAUAACUACAACUGUAGAACCUACUACAACAGAAGCUAUCACUACAGCUGUUGAUUCUACAACAACAGAAGCUGUCACCACAUCUGUAGAACCUACAACAACGGAAGCUGCCACUACAACUGUAGAACCUACAACAACAGAAGCUAUCACUACAACUGUAGAACCUACCACAACAGAAGCUAUAACUACAACUGUAGAACCUACUACAACAGAAGCUAUCACUACAACUGUUGAACCUACUACAACAGAAGCUGCCACAACAUCUGUAGAACCUACUACAACAGAAGCUAUAACUACAACUGUAGACCGAACUACAACAGAAGCUGCCACUACAACUGUACAACCUACAACAAAAGAAGCUGAUACUACAACUGUAGAACUUACUACAACAGAAUCUAUCACUACAACUGUAAAACCUAUUACAACAGAAGCUAUAACUACAACUGUUGAACCUACAACAACAGAAGCUGCCACUACAUCUGUAGAACCUACUACAACAGAAUAUGACACUACAACUUUAGAACCUACUACAAUAGAAGCUGCCACUGCAACUGUUGGACCUACUACAACGGAGGCUGUCACUACAACUGUAGGACCUACCACAACUGAGGCUGCCACUACAACUCUUGAACCUACUACAAAAGAUGAUGUUACUACAACUUUAAAACCUACUACACCAGACGCCCCCACUACAACUGAAGAACAUACAACAGAAGCUAUCACUACAUUUGUUGAAUCUACUACAACGGAAUCUGCCACUACAAUUGUAGAACCUACUACAAUAGAAGCUACCACCACAACUGUAGAACCUACAACAACGAAAGCCAUCACUACAACUGUUGAACCAACUACAAUAGAAGCUAUCACUUCUACUGUAGAAGCUACAGCAGCAGAGGCUCCUACUACAACUGUUGAACUUACUACAACAGAAGCUGCAACUACAACUGUAGAACCUACAACAACGGAAGCUGUCACUACAACUGUAGAACCUACAACAACGGAAGCUGCCACUACAACUGUAGAACCUACAACAACGGAAGCUGCCACUACAACUGUAGAACCUACAACAACGGAAGCCAUCACUACAACUGUUGAACCAACUACAACAGAAGCUAUCACUUCUACUGUAGAAGCUACAAUAACAGAGGCUCCUACUACAACUGUUGAACUUACUACAACAGAAGCUGCAACUACAACUGUAGAACCUACAACAACGGAAGCUGUCACUACAACUGUUGAACUUACAACAACGGAAGCUGCCAUAACAACUGUAGAACCUACAACAACGGAAGCUGCCACUACAACUGUAGAACCUACAACAACAGAAGCCAUCACUACAACUGUUGAACCAACUACAACAGAAGCUAUCACUUCUACUGUAGAAGCUACAACAACAGACGCUCCUACUACAACUGUUGAACUUACUACAACAGAAGCUGCAACUACAACUGUAGAACCUACAACAACAGAAGCUGUCACUACAACUGUAGAACCAACUACAACAGAAGCUAUCACUUCUACUGUAGAAGCUACAACAACAGAGGAUCCUACUACAACUGUUGAACUUACUACAACAGAAGCUGCAACUACAACUGUAGAACCUACAACAACGGAAGCUGUCACUACAACUGUUGAACCAACUACAACAGACGCUAUCACUUCUACUGUAGAAGCUACAACAACAGAGGCUCCUACUAAAACUGUUGAACUUACUACAUCAGAAGCUGCAACUACAACUGUAGAACCUACAACAACGGAAACUGUCACUACAACUGUAGAACCUACAACAACGGAAGCUGCCACUACAACUGUAGAAGAUACAACAACGGAAGUUGUCACUACAACUAUUGAACCAACUACUACAACAGAAGCUAUCACUUCUACUGUAGAAGCUACAAUAACAGAGGCUCCUACUACAACUGUUGAACUUACUACAACAGAAGCUGCAACUACAACUGUACAACCUACAACAACGGAAGCUGCCACUACAACUGUUGAACCUACAACAACGGAAUCCAUCACUACAACUGUUGAACUUACUACAACAGAAGCUGCAACUACAACUGUACAACCUACAACAACGGAAGCUGCCACUACAACUGUUGAACCUACAACAACGGAGGCCAUCACUACAACUGUUGAACCAACUACAACAGAAGCUAUCACUUCUACUGUAGAAGCUACAACAACAGAGUCUCCUACUACAACUGUUGAACUAACUACAACAGAAUCUGCAACUACAGCUGUAGAAUCUACAACAACAGAAGCUGUCACUACAACUGUAGAACCUACAACAACGGAAGCCACCACUACAACUGUUGAACCUACAACAACAGAAGCUAUUACUACAACUGUUGAACCUACAACAACAGAAGCUAUCACUACAACUGUCGAACCUACUACAACGGAAGCUGUCACUAAAUCUACAACAACAGAAGCUGCCACUACAUCUGUAGAACCUACUACAACAGAAGCUGUCACUACAACUGUUGAACCUACUACAAUAGAAGCUACCACUACAACUUUAGAACCUACUACAACGGAAGUUGCUACUACAACUGUAGAACCUACUACAACAGAAGCUAUCACUACAACUGUAGAACCUACUACAACGGAGGUUGCUACUACAACUGUAGAACCUACAACAACAGAAGAUGUCACUACAACUGUUGAACCUUUAACAACAGAAGCUAUCAUUACAACUGUUGAACCUACAACAACAAAAGCUAUCACUACAACUGUAGAACCUACAACAACAGAAGCUGCCACUACAACUGUUGAACCUACAACAACAGAAGCUAUCACUACAACUGUUCAACCUACAACAACAGAAGCUAUCACUACAACUGUUGAACCUACUACAACGGAGGUUGCUACUACAACUGUAAAACCUACAACAACAGAAGAUGUCACUUCAACUGUUGAACCUACAACAACAGAAGCUAUCACUACUACUGUAGAACCUACAACAACAGAGGCUCCUACUACAACUGUUGAACUUACUACAACAGAAGCUGCAACUACAACUAUAGAACCUACAACAACGGAAGCUGUCACUACAACUGUUGAACCAACUACCACUACAACUGUAGAACCUACAACAACGGAAGCUGCUACUACAACUGUAGAACCUACUACAACAGAAGCUAUCACUACAACUGUAGAACCUACUACAACGGAGGUUGCUACUACAACUGUAGAACCUACAACAACAGAAGAUGUCACUACAACUGUUGAACCUUUAACAACAGAAGCUAUCACUACAACUGUUGAACCUACAACAACAAAAGCUAUCACUACAACUGUAGAACCUACUACAACGGAGGUUGCUACUACAACUGUAAAACCUACAACAACAGAAGCUAUCACUACUACUGUAGAACCUACAACAACAGAGGCUCCUACUACAACUGUUGAACUAACUACAACAGAAGCUGCCACUACAACUGUAGAACCUACAACAUUGGAAGCUGUCACUACAACUGUAGAACCUACAACAACGGAAGCUACCACUACAACUGUAGAACCUACAACAACGGAAGCUGCCACUACAACUGUAGAACCUACAACAACGGAAGCCAUCACUACAACUGUAGAACCUACUACAACAGAAGCUAUCACUUCUACUGUAGAAGGUACAACAAUAGAGGCUCCUACUACAACUGUUGAACUUACUACAACAGAAGCUGCAACUACAGCUGUAGAAUCUACAACAACAGAAGCUGUCACUACAACUGUAGAACCUACAACAACGGAAGCUGCUACUACAACUGUAGAACCUACUACAACAGAAGCUAUCACUACAACUGUAGAUCCUACUACAACGGAGGUUGCUACUACAACUGUAGAACCUACAACAACAGAAGAUGUCACUACAACUGUUGAACCUUUAACAACAGAAGCUAUCACUACAACUGUUGAACAUACAACAACAAAAGCUAUCACUACAACUGUAGAACCUACUACAACGGAGGUUGCUACUACAACUGUAAAACCUACAACAACAGAAGAUGUCACUUCAACUGUUGAACCUACAACAACAGAAGCUAUCGCUACUACUGUAGAACCUACAACAACAGAGGCUCCUACUACAACUGUUGAACUAACUACAACAGAAGCUGCCACUACAACUGUAGAACCUACAACAACGGAAGCUGCCACUACAACUGUAGAACCUACAACAACGGAAGCUGCCACUACAACUGUAGAACCUACAACAACGGAAGCUGCCACUACAACUGUAGAACCAACUACAACAGAAGCUAUCACUUCUACUGUAGAAGCUACAACAACAGAGGCUCCUACUACAAUUGUCGAACUUACUACAACAGAAGCUGCAACUACAACUGUAGAACCUACAACAACGGAAGCUGUCACUACAACUGUUGAACCAACUACAACGGAAGCUGCCACUACAACUGUAGAACCUACUACAACGGAAGCUGUCACUACAACUGUUGAACCAACUACAACAGAAGCUAUCACUUCUACUGUAGAAACUACAACAACAGAGGCUCCUACUACAACUGUCGAACUUACUACAACAGAAGCUGCAACUACAACUGUAGAACCUACAACAACGGAAGCUGUCACUACAACUGUUGAACCAACUACAACAGAAGCUAUCACUUCUACUGUAGAAGCUACAGCAACAGAGACUCCUAUUACAACUAUUGAACUUACUACAACAGAAGCUGCAACUACAGCUGUAGAAUCUACAACAACAGAAGCUGUCACUACAACUGUAGAACCGACAACAACGGAAGCUGCUACUACAACUGUAGAACCUACUACAACAGAAGCUAUCACUACAACUGUAGAACCUACUACAACGGAGGUUGCUACUACAACUGUAGAACCUACAACAACAGAAGAUGUCACUACAACUUUUGAACCUUUAACAACAGAAGCUAUCACUACAACUGUUGAACCUACAACAACAAAAGCUAUCACUACUACUGUAGAACCUACAACAACAGAAGCUGCCACUACAACUGUUGAACCUACAACAACAGAAGCUAUCACUACAACUGUUGAACCUACUACAACGGAGGUUGCUACUACAACUGUAAAACCUACAACAACAGAAGAUGUCACUUCAACUGUUGAACCUACAACAACAGAAGCUAUCACUACUACUGUAGAAACUACAACAACAGAGGCUCCUACUACAACUGUUGAACUUACUACAACAGAAGCUGCAACUACAACUGUAGAACCUACAACAACGGAAGCUGUCACUACAACUGUAGAACCUACAACAACGGAAGCUGUCACUACAACUGUAGAACCUACAACAACGGAAGCUGCCAUAACAACUGUAGAACCUACAACAACGGAAGCUGCCACUACAACUGUAGAACCUACAACAACGGAAGCCAUCACUACAACUGUUGAACCAACUACAACAGAAGCUAUCACUUCUACUGUAGAAGCUACAACAACAGAGACUCCUACUACAACUGUCCAACUUACUACAACAGAAGCUGCAACUACAACUGUAGAACCUACUACAACGGAAGCUGUCACUACAACUGUAGAACCAACUACAACAGAAGCUAUCACUUCAGCUACAACAACGGAAGCUGCCACUACCACUGUAGAACCUACAACAACGGAAGCUGCCACUACAACUGUAGAACCUACAACAACGGAAGCCAUCACUACAACUGUUGAACCUACAACAACAGAAGCUAUUACUACAACUGUUGAACCUACUACAACAGAAGCUGUCACUACAACUGUUGAAUCUACAACAACAGAAGCUGUCACUACAACUGUUGAACCAACUAAAAGAGAAGCUAUCACUUAUACUGUAGAAGCUACAACAACAGAGGCUCCUACUACAACUGUUGAACUUACUACAUUAGAAGCUGCAACUACAACUGUAAAACCUACAACAAAGGAAGCUGUCACUACAACUGUAGAACCUUUAACACCGGAAGCUGUCACUACAACUGUUGAACCAACUACAACAGAAGCUAUCACUUCUACUGUAGAAGCUACAGCAACAGAGGCUCCUACUACAACUGUUGAACUUACUACAACAGAAGCUGCCACUACAACUGUUGAACCUACAACAACAGAAGCUAUCACUACAACUGUUCAACCUACAACAACAGCAGCUAUCACUACAACUGUUGAACCGACAACAACGGAAGCUGCUACUACAACUGUAGAACCUACUACAACAGAAGCUAUCACUACAACUGUAGAACCUACUACAACGGAGGUUGCUACUACAACUGUAGAACCUACAACAACAGAAGAUGUCACUACAACUUUUGAACCUUUAACAACAGAAGCUAUCACUACAACUGUUGAACCUACAACAACAAAAGCUAUCACUACUACUGUAGAACCUACAACAACAGAAGCUGCCACUACAACUGUUGAACCUACAACAACAGAAGCUAUCACUACAACUGUUGAACCUACUACAACGGAGGUUGCUACUACAACUGUAAAACCUACAACAAAGGAAGCUGUCACUACAACUGUAGAACCUUUAACACCGGAAGCUGUCACUACAACUGUUGAACCAACUACAACAGAAGCUAUCACUUCUACUGUAGAAGCUACAGCAACAGAGGCUCCUACUACAACUGUUGAACUUACUACAACAGAAGCUGCCACUACAACUGUUGAACCUACAACAACAGAAGCUGCAACUACAGCUGUAGAAUCUACAACAACAGAAGCUGUCACUACAACUGUAGAACCGACAACAACGGAAGCUGCUACUACAACUGUAGAACCUACUACAACAGAAGCUAUCACUACAACUGUAGAACCUACUACAACGGAGGUUGCUACUACAACUGUAGAACCUACAACAACAGAAGAUGUCACUACAACUUUUGAACCUUUAACAACAGAAGCUAUCACUACAACUGUUGAACCUACAACAACAAAAGCUAUCACUACUACUGUAGAACUUACAACAACAGAAGCUGCCACUACAACUGUUGAACCUACAACAACAGAAGCUAUCACUACAACUGUUGAACCUACUACAACGGAGGUUGCUACUACAACUGUAAAACCUACAACAACAGAAGAUGUCACUUCAACUGUUGAACCUACAACAACAGAAGCUAUCACUACUACUGUAGAAACUACAACAACAGAGGCUCCUACUACAACUGUUGAACUUACUACAACAGAAGCUGCAACUACAACUGUAGAACCUACAACAACGGAAGCUGUCACUACAACUGUAGAACCUACAACAACGGAAGCUGUCACUACAACUGUAGAACCUACAACAACGGAAGCUGCCAUAACAACUGUAGAACCUACAACAACGGAAGCUGCCACUACAACUGUAGAACCUACAACAACGGAAGCCAUCACUACAACUGUUGAACCAACUACAACAGAAGCUAUCACUUCUACUGUAGAAGCUACAACAACAGAGACUCCUACUACAACUGUCCAACUUACUACAACAGAAGCUGCAACUACAACUGUAGAACCUACUACAACGGAAGCUGUCACUACAACUGUAGAACCAACUACAACAGAAGCUAUCACUUCUACUGUAGAAGCUACAGCAACAGAGACUCCUACUACAACUGUUGAACUUACUACAACAGAAGCUCUCACUACAACUGUAGAAGCUACAACAACGGAAGCUGCCACUACCACUGUAGAACCUACAACAACGGAAGCUGCCACUACAACUGUAGAACCUACAACAACGGAAGCCAUCACUACAACUGUUGAACCUACAACAACAGAAGCUAUUACUACAACUGUUGAACCUACUACAACAGAAGCUGUCACUACAACUGUUGAAUCUACAACAACAGAAGCUGUCACUACAACUGUUGAACCAACUAAAAGAGAAGCUAUCACUUAUACUGUAGAAGCUACAACAACAGAGGCUCCUACUACAACUGUUGAACUUACUACAUCAGAAGCUGCAACUACAACUGUAAAACCUACAACAAAGGAAGCUGUCACUACAACUGUAGAACCUUUAACACCGGAAGCUGUCACUACAACUGUUGAACCAACUACAACAGAAGCUAUCACUUCUACUGUAGAAGCUACAGCAACAGAGGCUCCUACUACAACUGUUGAACUUACUACAACAGAAGCUGCCACUACAACUGUUGAACCUACAACAACAGAAGCUAUCACUACAACUGUUCAACCUACAACAACAGCAGCUAUCACUACAACUGUUGAACCUACUACAACAGAAGCUGUCACUACAACUGUAGAACCUACAACAACGGAAGCUGCUACUACAACUGUAGAACCUACUACAACAGAAGCUAUCACUACAACUGUAGAACCUACUACAACGGAGGUUGCUACUACAACUGUAGAACCUACAACAACAGAAGAUGUCACUACAACUUUUGAACCUUUAACAACAGAAGCUAUCACUACAACUGUUGAACCUACAACAACAAAAGCUAUCACUACUACUGUAGAACCUACAACAACAGAAGCUGCCACUACAACUGUUGAACCUACAACAACAGAAGCUAUCACUACAACUGUUGAACCUACUACAACGGAGGUUGCUACUACAACUGUAAAACCUACAACAACAGAAGAUGUCACUUCAACUGUUGAACCUACAACAACAGAAGCUAUCACUACUACUGUAGAAACUACAACAACAGAGGCUCCUACUACAACUGUUGAACUUACUACAACAGAAGCUGCAACUACAACUGUAGAACCUACAACAACGGAAGCUGUCACUACAACUGUAGAACCUACAACAACGGAAGCUGUCACUACAACUGUAGAACCUACAACAACGGAAGCUGCCAUAACAACUGUAGAACCUACAACAACGGAAGCUGCCACUACAACUGUAGAACCUACAACAACGGAAGCCAUCACUACAACUGUUGAACCAACUACAACAGAAGCUAUCACUUCUACUGUAGAAGCUACAACAACAGAGACUCCUACUACAACUGUCGAACUUACUACAACAGAAGCUGCAACUACAACUGUAGAACCUACAACAACGGAAGCUAUCACUACAACUGUAGAACCAACAACAACGGAAGCUGCCAUAACAACUGUAGAACCUACAACAACGGAAGCUGCCACUACAACUGUAGAACCUACAACAACGGAAGCCAUCACUACAACUGUUGAACCAACUACAACAGAAGCUAGCACUUCUACUGUAGAAGCUACAACAACAGAGGCUCCUACUACAACUGUUGAACUUACUACAACAGAAGCUGCAACUACAGCUGUAGAAUCUACAACAACAGAAGCUGUCACUACAACUGUAGAACCUACAACAACGGAAGCUGCUACUACAACUGUAGAACCUACUACUACAGAAGCUAUCACUACAACUGUAGAACUUACUACAACGGAGGUUGCUACUACAACUGUAGAACCUACAACAGAAGAUGUCACUACAACUGUUGAACCUUUAACAACAGAAGCUAUCACUACAACUGUUGAACCUACAACAACAAAAGCUAUCACUACAACUGUAGAACCUACUACAACGGAGGUUGCUACUACAACUGUAAAACCUACAACAACAGAAGAUGUCACUUCAACUGUUGAACCUACAACAACAGAAGAUGUCACUACAACUGUUGAACCUUUAACAACAGAAGCUAUCACUACAACUGUUGAACCUACAACAACGGAAGCUGUCACUACAACUGUAGAACCUACAACAACGGAAGCUGCCACUACAACUGUAGAACCUACAACAACGGAAGCUGCCACUACAACUGUACAACCUACAACAACGGAAGCCAUCACUACAACUGUACAACCUACAACAACGGAAGCCAUCACUACAACUGUAGAACCUACAACAACGGAAGCUGUCACUACAACUGUUGAAGCUACAGCAACAGAGACUCCUACUACAACUGUUGAACUUACUACAACAGAAGCUGCAACUACAGCUGUAGAAUCUACAACAACAGAAGCUGCCACUACAACUGUAGAACCUACAACAACGGAAGCCAUCACUACAACUGUUGAACCAACUACAACAGAAGCUAUCACUUCUACUGUGGAAGCUACAACAACAGAGGCUCCUACUACAACUGUCGAACUUACUACAACAGAAGCUGCAACUACAACUGUAGAACCUACAACAACGGAAACUGCUACUACAACUGUAGAACCUACAACAACGGAAGCCAUCACUACAACUGUAGAACCUACAACAACGGAAGCUGUCACUACAACUGUUGAACCAACUACAACAGAAGCUAUCACUUCUACUGUAGAAGCUACAGCAACAGAGACUCCUACUACAACUGUUGAACUUACUACAACAGAAGCUGCAACUACAGCUGUAGAAUCUACAACAACAGAAGCUGUCACUACAACUGUAGAACAUACAACAACGGAAGCUGCUAUUACAACUGUAGAACCUACUACAACAGAAGCUAUCACUACAACUGUAGAACCUACUACAACGGAGGUUGCUACUACAACUGUAGAACCUACAACAACAGAAGAUGUCACUACAACUGUUGAACCUUUAACAACAGAAGCUAUCACUACAACUGUUGAACCUACAACAACAAAAGCUAUCACUACAACUGCAGAACCUACAACAACAGAAGCUGCCACUACAACUGUUGAACCUACAACAACAGAAGCUAUCACUACAACUGUUGAACCUACUACAACGGAGGUUGCUACUACAACUGUAAAACCUACAACAACAGAAGAUGUCACUUCAACUGUUGAACCUACAACAACAGAAGCUAUCACUACUACUGUAGAACCUACAACAACAGAGGCUUCUACUACAACUGUUGAACUUACUACAACAGAAGCUGCAACUACAACUGUAGAACCUACAACAACGGAAGCUGUCACUACAACUGUAGAACCUACAACAACGGAAGCUGCCACUACAACUGUAGAACCUACAACAACGGAAGCUGCCACUACAACUGUAGAACCUACAACAACGGAAGCCAUCACUACAACUGUUGAACCAACUACAACAGAAGCUAUCACUUCUACUGUAGAAGCUACAACAACAGAAACUCCUACUACAACUGUCGAACUUACUACAACAAAAGCUGCAACUACAACUGUAGAACCUACUACAACGGAAGCUGUCACUACAACUGUUGAACCAACUACAACAGAAGCUAUCACUUCUACUGUAGAAGCUACAGCAACAGAGACUCCUACUACAACUGUUGAACUUACUACAACAGAAGCUGCAACUACAGCUGUAGAAUCUACAACAACAGAAACUGCCACUACAACUGUAGAACCUACAACAACGGAAGCCAUCACUACAACUGUUGAACCAACUACAACAGAAGCUAUCACUUCUACUGUGGAAGCUACAACAACAGAGGCUCCUACUACAACUGUCGAACUUACUACAACAGAAGCUGCCACUACAACUGUAGAACCUACAACAACGGAAGCUGCCACUACAAGUGUAGAACCUACAACAACGGAAGCCAUCACUACAACUGUUGAACCAACUACAACAGAAGCUAUCACUUCUACUGUAGAAGCUACAACAACAGAAACUCGUACUACAACUGUCGAACUUACUACAACAGAAGCUGCAACUACAACUGUAGAACCUACUACAACGGAAGCUGUCACAACAACUGUAGAACCUACAACAACGGAAGCUGCCACUACAACUGUAGAACCUACAACAACGGAGGCUGCCACUACAACUGUAGAACCUACAACAACGGAAACUGCUACUACAACUGUAGAACCUACAACAACGGAAGCCAUCACUACAACUGUAGAACCUACAACAACGGAAGCUGUCACUACAACUGUUGAACCAACUACAACAGAAGCUAUCACUUCUACUGUAGAAGCUACAGCAACAGAGACUCCUACUACAACAGAAGCUGCAACUACAGCUGUAGAAUCUACAACAACAGAAGCUGUCACUACAACUGUAGAACAUACAACAACGGAAGCUGCUAUUACAACUGUAGAACCUACUACAACAGAAGCUAUCACUACAACUGUAGAACCUACUACAACGGAGGUUGCUACUACAACUGUAGAACCUACAACAACAGAAGAUGUCACUACAACCGUUGAACCUUUAACAACAGAAGCUAUCACUACAACUGUUGAACCUACAACAACAAAAGCUAUCACUACAACUGCAGAACCUACAACAACAGAAGCUGCCACUACAACUGUUGAACCUACAACAACAGAAGCUAUCACUACAACUGUUGAACCUACUACAACGGAGGUUGCUACUACAACUGUAAAACCUACAACAACAGAAGAUGUCACUUCAACUGUUGAACCUACAACAACAGAAGCUAUCACUACUACUGUAGAACCUACAACAACAGAGGCUUCUACUACAACUGUUGAACUUACUACAACAGAAGCUGCAACUACAACUGUAGAACCUACAACAACGGAAGCUGUCACUACAACUGUAGAACCUACAACAACGGAAGCUGCCACUACAACUGUAGAACCUACAACAACGGAAGCUGCCACUACAACUGUAGAACCUACAACAACGGAAGCCAUCACUACAACUGUUGAACCAACUACAACAGAAGCUAUCACUUCUACUGUAGAAGCUACAACAACAGAAACUCCUACUACAACUGUCGAACUUACUACAACAGAAGCUGCAACUACAACUGUAGAACCUACUACAACGGAAGCUGUCACUACAACUGUUGAACCAACUACAACAGAAGCUAUCACUUCUACUGUAGAAGCUACAGCAACAGAGACUCCUACUACAACUGUUGAACUUACUACAACAGAAGCUGCAACUACAGCUGUAGAAUCUACAACAACAGAAGCUGCCACUACAACUGUAGAACCUACAACAACAGAAGCCAUCACUACAACUGUUGAACCAACUACAACAGAAGCUAUCACUUCUACUGUGGAAGCUACAACAACAGAGGCUCCUACUACAACUGUCGAACUUACUACAACAGAAGCUGCCACUACAACUGUAGAACCUACAACAACGGAAGCUGCCACUACAACUGUAGAACCGACAACAACGGAAGCCAUCACUACAACUGUUGAACCAACUACAACAGAAGCUAUCACUUCUACUGUAGAAGCUACAACAACAGAAACUCCUACUACAACUGUCGAACUUACUACAACAGAAGCUGCAACUACAACUGUAGAACCUACAACAACGGAAGCUGCCACUACAACUGUAGAACCUACAACAACGGAGGCUGCCACUACAACUGUAGAACCUACAACAACGGAAACUGUCACUACAACUGUAGAACCUACAACAACGGAAGCUGCCAUAACAACUGUAGAACCUACAACAACGGAAACUGCCACUACAACUGUAGAACCUACAACAACGGAAGCCAUCACUACAACUGUUGAACCAACUACAACAGAAGCUAUCACUUCUACUGUAGAAGCUACAACAACAGAGGCUCCUACUACAACUGUUGAACUUACUACAACAGAAGCUUCAACUACAACUGUAGAACCUACAACAACGGCAGCUGUCACAACAACUGUAGAACCUACAACAACGGAAACUCUCACUACAACUGUAGAACCUACAACAACGGAAGCUGCCACUACAACUGUAGAACUUACAACAACGGAAGCCAUUACUACAACUGUUGAACCAACUACAACAGAAGCUAUCACUUCAUCUGUAGAAGCUACAACAACAGAGGCUCCUACUACAACUGUUGAACUUACUACAACAGAAGCUGCAACUACAAUUGUAGAAACUACAACAACGGCAGCUGUCACUACAACUGUAGAACCUACAACAACGGAAACUCUCACAACAACUGUAGAACCUAUAACAACGGAAGCUGCCACUACAACUGUAGAACCUACAACAACGGAAGCCAUCACUACAACUGUUGAACCAACUACAACAGAAGCUUUCACUUCUACUGUAGAAGCUACAACAACAGAGGCUCCUACUACAACUGUUGAACUUACUACAACAGAAGCUGCAACUACAGCUGUAGAAUCUACAACAACAGAAGCUGCCACUACAUCUGUAGAACCUACUACAACAGAAGCUACUACUACAACUGUAGAAGCUACAACAACGGAAGCUAUCACUUCUACUGUAGAAGCUACAACAACAGAAGCUCCUACUUCAACUGUUGAACUUACUACAACAGAAGCUGCAACUACCAUUGUAGAAACUUCAACAACGGAAGCUGUCACUACAACUGUAGAACCUACAACAACGGAAACUGCCACUACAACUGUAGAACCUACAACAACGGAAGCUGCCACUACAACUGUAGAACCUACAACAACGGAAGUUGCCACUACAACUGUAGAACCUCAAACAACGGAAGCCAUCAAUACAACUGUUGAACCUACAACAACAGAAGCUAUUACUACAACUGUUGAACCAACUACAACAGAAGCUGUCACUUCAACUGUUGAAUCUACAACAACAGAAGCUCCUACUACAACUGUUGAACUUACUACAACAGACGCUGCAACUACAACUGUAGAACCUACAACAACGGAAGCUGUCACUACAACUGGUGAACCAACUACAACAGAACCUAUCACUUCUACUGUAGAAGCUACAACAACAGAGGCUCAUACUACAACUGUUGAACUUACUACAACAGAAGCUGCAACUACAACUGUAGAACCUACAACAACGGAAGCUGUCACUACAACUGUAGAACCUACAACAACGGAAGCUGCCACUACAAUUGUAGAACCUACAACAACGGAAGCCAUCACUACAACUGUUGAACCAACUACAACAGAAGCUAUCACUUCUACUGUAGAAGCUACAACAACAGAGGCUCCUACUACAACUGUUGAACUUACUACAAGAGACGCUGCAACUACAACUGUAGAACCUACAACAACGGAAGCAGCCACUACAACUGUAGAACCUACAACAACGAAAGCUGCCACUACAACUGUAGAACCUACAACAACGGAAGCUGCCACUACAACUGUAGAUCCUACAACAACGGAAGCUGUCAUUACAACUGUUGAACCAACUACAAGAGAAGCUAUCACUUCUACUGUAGAAGCUACAGCAGAGGCUCCUACUACAACUGUUGAACUUACUACAACAGAAGCUGCAACAACAACUGUAGAACCUACUACAACGGAAGCUGUCACUACAACUGUAGAACCUACGACAACGGAAGCUGCCACUACAACUGUAGAACCUACAACAACGGAAGCUGCCACUACAACUGUAGAACCAACAACAACGGAAGCAAUCACUACAACUGUUGAACCAACUACAACAGAAGCUAUCACUUCUACUGUAGAAGCUACAACAACAGAGGCUCCUACUACAACUGUUGACCUUACUACAACAGAAGCUGCAAAUACAACUGUAGAACCUACAACAACGGCAGCUGUCACAACAACUGUAGAACCUACAACAACGGAAACUCUCACUUCAACUGUAGAACCUACAACAACGGAAGCUGCCACUACAACUGUAGAACCUACAACAACGGAAGCCAUUACUACAACUGUUGAACCAACUACAACAGAAGCUAUCACUUCUACUGUAGAAGCUACAACAACAGAGGCUCCUACUACAACUGUUGAACUUACUACACCAGAAGCUCCCACUACAACUGUAGAACCUACAACAACGGAGGCUCCAACUACAACUGUAGAGGCCACAACAACAGAAGCUAUCACUACAACUGUAGAACCUACAACAACAGAAGCUGCCACUACAACUGUAGAACAUACUACAACAGAAGCUACAACUACAACUGUAGAACCUACUACAACAGAAGCUGCCACUACAACUGUUGAACCUACUACAACAGAAGCUGCCACUACAACUGUUGAACCUACUACAACGGAAGCUAUCACUACAACUGUUGAAUCUACUACAACAGAAGCUAUCACUACAACUGUAGAACCUACAACAACAAUAGCUGCCACUGCAACUGUAGAACCUACUACAACAGAAGCUGCAAUUACAACUGUAGAACCUACUACAACAGAAGCUGCCACUUCAACUGUUGAAUCAACUACAACAGAAGCUAUCACUUCAACUGUAGAACCUACAACAGAAGCUGCCACUACAACUGUAGAACCUACAACAACAGAAUCUGUCAUUACAACUGUAGAACCAACUACAACAGAAGCUGCCACUACAACUGUUGAAUCUACUACAACAGAAGCUAUCACUACAACUGUAGAACCUAAUACAACAGAAGCUACCACUGCAAAUGUGGAACCUAUUACAACAGAAGCUGCCACUACAACUGUGGAACCUACAACAGGAGCUGCCACUACAACUGUGAAACUUACAACAGGACUUGCCACUGCAACUGUGGAACCUAUUACAACAGAAGCUAUCACUAUUACAACGGAAUAUAUCACUACAACUGUGAAACUUACAACAGGAGUUGCCACUGCAACUGUGGAACCUACUACAACAGAAGCUGUCACUUCAUCUGUGGAACAGUCUACACAAUCUAAUGGCAGCAUUAAUUCAACCAAACUUUAUUUAGCUGAUGAAGCAGACGACACCCUUCGAACCCUUGGUAUUGUCAUUGGUGCCAUAGCAGCCGCUGCAUUCGUCAUUGCUGUAGCUGUUGGUGUGGCAGUACUCAAGUUUGGUGGUACGAGAAACAUCAGACGAGCUGAUCCAUUCCAUCGAAGAGUCAAUCCUUCAAUAGAGGAUGAUAUUCAAAUUGAAUCCGACGAUGAACUUUUCGCUGACUACAACGACAGUGCUCUUCCUCCGCGUUCAACAACACUUAUAAUACUCGAACCAGUAGAUUCAAACUGUUGAAACUGUAUACACUACAAACUUAAGGAACAUACAAAUAACUAAUGAUGAUUGAAAAAGGACUCACAGUUAUAACUAAUUCUGAUUGGAAAAGGACUUGCAAUAACAUAUAAUGAUUGAAAAAAUACUCGUAAUAACUAAUUCUGAUUUAAGAGGGACUCGGGUGUGUCGAGCGUCAACAAAGUGCCUUUGUGAAGCAUUAAUGUGUGUAUUUUGCUUUGGGUUGCGGUAUAAUGAUGUCGAACAAUUUAACGAGAGCAAAAUGUCUUGCUCGAUUAAAUAAAUUAAUUGGUUUAAAAAUCAUGGUAGUAACAAAUCAUUUUUAUACUAUUUUGUAAAAUAUGACAUAUGUAUUAUACAUGUGUUUUUACAUAUGAUUUCGUAUAUAAAGUUUGUUUUAAAUAA